AUGGUGGCCUACGUCCAGCUGCGGCGAGUCAGAGUGAACGACUUCACCAUGAACGCACACGAGCAGCUGAAUAAUCUCGAUCAGACGUGGUUGGCUCGCAUCUUGGCAGGUUUAGCAGGACAGCGCACAGGCGUACUCACGGCGCCGAGCGCUCAGCAGCAGCUCGACCUGGGCGACGACACCGACGGCACCGCUCAGAUGUUGAUCGAGUCACUUAGACCGCUGGUGGACGUCGACUCUCUGCGCGUCACUUUUCAGCCGAACAGUUUGGAGACAUCAGACACCAUCUCGAUAGACGACAGCCCAUGUCGAGUGGUCUUCCUCGGCGCAGACAUUGACACGUGGGAGUCUCCGGAGACGGAGUCCGAUGCCGAACGCUUUCGCCUGCUGAAAGGUCUUCAUGAGCGACUAUGGCAUGAGCAGCUACCGGGCAUGGAGAAGUUCUUGCGACGACUUGGUGUACCGGACAAGUGCCUGGAGCUGGCUCAACAAGUGGUUGCAGCACGCGAGGAGCGCAACGACUGGGCACCCAUCGCCAGCAAGCCCAGAUAUCGAGCAGAGCUCGCAGGAUGGUUCGGCGACUUUAUGGUGUGCGACCUCUUCUUCAGCUUCGGCAAGUCAUUCUCACUCAUGGUCGACGAGGCUAUCAGAUGGACGAUAGCCGAAAUGCUACCCAAGAAGGACGUGUUCCACAUAGCCCAGGCCAGCGCAGCCGAGCAAGGGCUCGUGGCUACCGACGAGGACAUAGUGUUCGAGUGUACGGUGUGCCAGAUCUUCAUGCUUGAGUACGGCGGUUUCACACCAUCUCAGUGCCUACAAGGACAGAAUCCUCGUGGUUUCCUUGAUCACGGUUCCAACUCCACUCUUGCCAUCGACGGCGCUCGUGACUCUAUUCCAGACACCUUCGAGUCUUACCUCAGGCCCAGAAUGAUAGCCAAGACGGCAGUUCAGAAGGCAGUCGUCGAGCAGCGCACCGCAGAGGCUAACGAUACCAAGGUGCAGAUCCUCUCAGACGUGGCAAAGCUACGACCACUACAGGACAUUGUCGAUCUGCAUCGAGUUCCUGAUCGAAAGGACGCACCCGGGUGGAGAGGGCCGUGCGACUUGCUGGAUAUCAACUUGAGGGAGAACGUGGCCAUUGUCAAGCACCAGUCCAUGCAAUACAUCGUUCUUCUCAGGCAUGCGCGCACGGGCACUACGAUCACGGUUGGACUGGUUCACGACGCCAACGGCAUGCAGAUUGUUGUGCCGGACGACUUCGAGGGCGCAGUGCCGGACCUGUCGGGCAUCUCCAGCAUCGAGCAGGUCGACCAGUGCCAGAAGGCGGUCAAAAGCAAGCUGUGGCGGCAGAUCAUGAUAUCAGCAGAUAUGAUGAAGAGCGUGUUCCGCGAAGUCCAGCAUCUCGUCGAGUACCGACCUCGCCUAUGGCCUCGGCACCACCUCGUCAGGACCCACGGCAAGCACAGGGCACGGCGGAACAACCUACUAUUGAGUAUCCAGCUCGGCCAGAACAAGCACAAGAAGCAGUUGAUCAACCUGCCAUUGAAUAUCCACUUCGCUUUGAUCAAGCAGCUGAAGCGGCCGAAGCAGCCGAGCCGACGCUGGCAUAUCCGCAGCAGGACUACGGGGGCGAGUAUCGCAAGUCCCAUGACGGAGCAUCAGGCGCUCAUUGCUGAGCACUUUCGCUCAGAUGUUGAGGGCUUCAACCUCACCGACGGCGACGAACUACCAAGCAGCUGGAAUCACAGUCAGGCAGACAUAUCCUUUGACGGACCUUUCCCUGAGGACCACUGCUUUUAUCUCGACACCCGCACGGGCGAGUGUUUCGCAUCGGCCGCGGACUCGCUCGUCCUGAAGCCAAGCGACGCGGUGGAACAUGUUGUCCUGGUCGAGGCAGCAGACCUCAAGGAUAUCAAGCAGUUCGGCGAGUCUACCGUGUGGAAACCGAUGCCCAUGAGCAAGUGCAAGCAGGACAUGUAUGAGGUCCUGCGCAAGCGCGGCAUCAAGACCCUAGAGCGGCAGGCGCGCGUCACUCCACUUGCCAAUGUCUGGAGACACCUGAGGAACAUCGAUCCUAAGACGUUCCACGUUCCCUCGCUGCAGCGCAGUCUGAACGUGUGGGUUCUGGAGCGUCUCAAUGCGAUGUACGGGCUUAGCGGCGCACCUCUGGCAUUUCAUGUUGUCAUGCAGAUCUUCAUGACAGAGACGUUUUUUGGCGGACCCUCGGCGUUCGACGAUUGUUUCUACUUCUGGAUGGAAGCUCCAGGAGAACUCGAGGCGAUCGCGACAUUCCACGCGGGCGAGAACAACAACGCGAGCAGCAACGAGUGGUUCGACGCAUCCUACGUUAAGUGCUCGGACAGAUUUGAAGGAGCCACGCGACAGCAACCACCAAUCAAUCAUGUGGGAGUCAGACACGAGCAGACCGACUUUGGCAUCCGAAUGUCUCAGGACGAGUUCUGCCAGAACCUUCAACCAGUCCCUCUCGGCAAGGUUCGAGCAGCUCAAGACAACUCACCACUCACAGCGACGGAGCUCAAGACAUUCCGUGGACUCUUAGGCGGCCUGCUGGGGCUAUGUCAGACACGACUGGGCGCGAUUGCAGAUGCGAUUCUCAUCCAACAGAACAAGGCAUCGGCAAAUGGUAAGCACAUCAGGAUGGCCAACACGCUGCUAGCUCGCGCGAAGAAGCACGCGGCAAACGCGGAGCUCUACGCCCCGAAGAUGUUUCCACCAUUUGUGAUGGACACGGUGGCGGAUUCAAAUGGAGCUACCUCCAGAAGCUCUUACGGUCAAGAGGCAGUGAUUAUUUUGUUGGGUUCGGACAGGCGCGCGCAGGUUGCGGCAGCGACAUCGGUCCACUACCGCCAGGUGUGCGACUCCAAGGAGCAGCUCAGCAAGUUCUGUCACAGCAUAGCUUCGCUGUCUCAUAAGGCCAAGAGGUUCCGAAGCCGCGUGCCGCAGUUUGACGCCGAGACCUGUAGUUCCCAGGCCUCGGGCCCCUUCUAUUCGAACAUCACCGAGUGGGGGCCGCAGGCAGCCAGAUGGGUCGCCUCCAAGGGAAAACGCUACCAGAUGUUGGCCCUUGUCGAGACGCACGUGGGCGCCUUCAAGGCCCACGACGCGGCCCUCACCUGGAGCAAGGGCGACUGGCGAGUCUCCGAAUGCGACGCUCUCCCCAUUAUGCGCUCGACCACUGGCACCACAGGAGGAGAGCUCAUCCUCGCCCGCAAGCACGUCGCCUGCUUCACCUUCGACGGCCUGAGGCACCAGGCCCAAGUGACCUACGGACAGGACCCCUGCUGCGGCUUCGCGCCCACGGCUUGGCACCAUAAGGCGGGCAAUAUCGUGGCCCUGGCCUUCUACGUGGAGCCCCACGACACGAUCGCUGGCCCAGUCCUGGAACGCCUCGUGGCCCUCGCCGCGUUCCUGGCCAUGCUGGCGGACCCUUGGAUUGUCGUGGGUGACUGGAACAUGAGCCCAGCCCGCCUGACCGCCCCGGGCUACCUGGGGGAGUGGGGAGGCACUAUCGUCACCCCGCCAAUCACGGCGACCUGCGACAAGGGCAAGGGCUCCCUCAUCGACUACGCGGUCACCAAGAGCGGCUUUGAGGACUUCAUCACGGUGCGGCCAGUACACGGCGUACCUUGGGGCACGCAUUGCGGGCUAGAGAUUGAGGCAGGCGACGCGAAUCCAUGGUGGUACAAAUCACUUCGGCUACCCCGCCCGAUGCCACGGCCGCCUCGCCCCGCCAACAGCCCGACCCCAACAGUACAUCCAGCCAGCGACGACAACUUCGACUUCAGCGACGGCGCCGAGCGCUACAAGAGGCCGUCGCAGACCGAAUCAGUCGAGAAGGCCCACGCCGCUUGGGUCAACUGCUACGAGGGCACCCUCAUCGUCCACCAAGGUACUUCUGAUGAACAACGCCACCCCUGCACCGGCAGGGGCGAGCCAGUGCCCUUUGAACGGCGACGUGCAGUGCCCACGCCUGGCCGCACCCACAUCAAGAACGAGGUUGCUGAGUGGUGGGCCAUCGCGCGUGCCCUCGCGCACAGGGGCCUCGCCCUCGUCAGGCACGCGAAGCACCGCGACCUCAUCGACGACGUCGCCAGGCUCCUCCAGGUCACGCAGUACAAGACAGGCUACUGGAAGGCAGUCUGGCACACCCAGGAGACCAUCCACGACGCACUUCAAGCACUACGGCGGGUACGAGAGAGGGCCGCGGAGGAGGACCAGGCCCCCAUCGAGCUCCAGCACUCCACCCGUGUCUUGCACAGCAUGCCGCCCAACAUAGCGACGGGCGUGGACACAAUGGGCCCCGGAGAUCUUCUUCGCUUACCUGAUGGGGCCCUUGAUCAGUACGUUCGGUUGCUCAACUUCAUCGAGACGCAGGCCCAUUGGCUCCCGCAGGCGCAUCUCACCAUAGCGACUAUGGCCCCCAAGCAGCUAGGGCCCUCGGCUCUUGCCGCUGCGCUGCACAGAGCCUUUCUCGACGAAUCCGCCUGCGUCAUGAAGCUCACAGUGGCCACGCUGCUCAUGAUCUUGGAAAGGUUGUACGACCACGCCCACCUCGGCAAGCUCGUCGCGGUUGGCCUCGACGAGAACUUCCCCUCCAUUGUGCUACUGAUGGCCUUGGACAACGCCGAGCUGCCCGUCUCGUCCAAGAGCGCCCUUCUCGCCAACAACACCAAGCUUCGAUCUUCCCUGGCGGACAGGCUCCGCAGGGCUGGGCUGCCGCUCUCCACUGCUACGGAGGCCGCCGACCUCGGCAUCGACACCCGCGCGGGCACGCGACGAGCGCAGCUGGAGGAGUACAUGGACACCAAGCCCGAGGCCUCGCACGCCACGCCCUGCUCAGAUGGAGCCACGCUACUCGAGGCUGGAUGGCAACCCCACCAAGCGGACCUCUGGCAACGAGUGCGUGGAGAAUACCUCGAGCAAUGUACACUACCCAGGGAUGGAUGCGAGCUGGCCGACCUCGACACGCAGACCAUCCCCGACGACCUCGCAGAGGACUUGCAGGGCAGGCUCUGGCAGGAGGCGGCUCGACAUCUACAUGGAGAGGGUCUCGAGCGGGGUGCGGACCUGCACGCCAUCCGAGCAGAGCAGCGCCGCUUCCUGGCCAACGGCCCACCCAAAGUGGCUCUCGAGGCGGAGCGCAGGAACUCCGCCCAGAGGGCCCGCGAGAAGGCGAGCCGUCGCACCUGCCCGAGCGCGCGGGCGCGCGCGCGCGCUCCGAUGGCGCUGCGGGGCGAGGCGGGCUGGGAUGCUGCCAUGGCGCAGGAGUUCGGGGCGGACCGCUGGGCCGCGCUGCGGCCCGUGCUCCAGCGCGACGUGGAGCACGUGUGCUUCGUGAACCAGUUCCUCGCGCCGGAUGCCGUCGAGGCCCUCGAGGCCACCUACGCGCUCCAGCCGACGCACAUCCCUGGCGCCUUCAGCUUCGACGUGCCUCAGGCCUCCACGGGAGCCUCCGAGCGCGACCUAUCGGGAGACGAGGCCGACCCGCCCUGA
Molecule: messenger RNA, 5514 nt
Organism: Prorocentrum cordatum
Lineage: Eukaryota; Dinophyceae; Prorocentrales; Prorocentraceae
Source: the annotation of a GenBank genome assembly